UGCACCGGAAGUGGUUGUCAGUACCGCGAGACUUUCCACUGAAAAGGAAGACCCUAGGCAUAAAUAAAUCAAGUAACCGAAGAGCUCUGUGGCCACGCUGCUACUCUCAAAUAAACGUUGGUCUGGUGCUGUUGACAGCCUCAGCUGUCGCUCGAAUAAAUCAAAAGCAAUUAAAAUGAUAUUUCAAUUACCGACAAAAGUGUGCAACAAUUAACAAUAUUUUAUUUGAAUUUUUUUUUCUGUGUGUUCCGUGCUGUGUGUGGCGGUCAUGAAAAUUAUUUAAACCGCAAACAGCAGGCGACAAUAAAUUCUGCGGUCGGAUCGUUAAAUAAUUCGCUCACCUGCAGCGAGCCACCGUAGGAGAAAGAAAUGAGAAAAAAACACACGAGAAGCCAAAGAGCAAAAAAAACCAAAUAAAAAUUAAAUACAACCAAACGGCAAAAGCAACGAAAUAGUUAAAAAAAAAACGACAACAAAAACCCAUUUAAUGAAAUUUAACCAAAAAAUACCAACUGCAAAUUGUGUAAAAAAUUCCACCAAUUCUAUUUACAUCAUUUAAACAAUAAUCUAAAGGAAACACUCUAUAAAAAACGAAUCAAAAGAGAGAGACGAAAUGUUCAUUUUAACAGUAAUUAAAUUGCUGCUUAUAGCCUUAAAUAUAUUCCCCAGUCGAUUCACGAAUCGACGGAUUAUGUUUGUCAUCUACAUGACAAAUCUGGUGACGCACGUCAUGAUGGAUGAGCCACGCUUCGCACAGCCGAUACCAAACGUCACCGUGGCCGUGGGCCGUGAUGCCAAUCUGCCCUGUGUCGUCGAGCAUUUGGGUGGCUAUAAGGUGGCCUGGAUACACAUCGACAGGCAAAUGAUAUUGACCAUCCAUCGGCAUGUGAUAUCGCGUAUACCACGCUACAGCAUCACCUACACGGACAACACGUGGCUGUUGCACGUGAAUCAGGCCCACCAGGAUGAUCGCGGCUACUACAUGUGCCAGGUCAACACGAAUCCAAUGAUCAGCCAAGUGGGCUAUCUACAGGUGGUGGUGCCACCCAACAUACUGGACAUUGAGAGCACACCGUCAUCGGUGGCAGUGCGCGAGAAUCAAAAUAUCAACAUGACAUGUCGUGCCGAUGGCUUUCCAACGCCCAAAAUCAUUUGGCGUCGCGAAGAUGGCGAAGAAAUAGCCGUCGAAAAGAAGAAAAAAGUGCUCGUCUAUGAUGGCGAUAUCCUGCCGCUGACCAAAGUGAGUCGCAAUGAGAUGGGGGCCUAUCUCUGUAUUGCCACAAAUGGUGUACCGCCAUCGGUGUCCAAGCGCAUUAUCCUGGAUGUGGAGUUUUCGCCUAUGAUUUGGGUGCCGAAUCAACUUGUUGGCGCUCCAUCCGGCACAGAUGUAACCAUCGAUUGCCACACGGAGGCGCAUCCCAAGGCCAUCAUCUAUUGGGUGUACAAUUCGGUGAUGGUAUUGCCCAGCAAGAAGUAUAAAACCGACUAUACGGAGAACUCCUAUCGCGCCCACAUGAAACUGACGAUAAGGAACCUACAAUAUGGUGACUUUGGCAACUAUCGAUGCAUCUCGAAGAACUCACUGGGGGAAACGGAAGGCUCCAUACGUGUUUACGAAAUACCUUUGCCAUCCACACCAUCCAAGCAGGUGACCCACACCACCGUCGAGUCCAGGGAGAACAAUAUCAUACCCUCAUCACGCAACGAUACAACGAAAUCCCUACAAACGGAUGUUGGAUAUGCCAUGAAGAACGAUUUAUAUCCUGGCUCUGCCUCCUCCUCAUCGGGCUCGGGUGGCAGUGCCUCGGCGGCCUCGUCAUCAUCAUCGACCUCCAUGCAGACCUCAGCCCUGCCCGGCGGCGGUGCAUCGGGCAAUAGCCUCUCCGCAUUGGGGGGCAGCGCCAAGGGCUCACUGGCGAUAGGCAAGAGCAUGUUCUACACGGAGCGACCACCGAAUGAGUAUUCAUCAUCAGUGGCUGGACUGAUGCCUCCACAAAGCUGCUGGCUAACAACGUUGGGCACAGCCAUCUAUCUGGCAAUCAUCGUGCUCUGAAAUCAAUAAAUCCUUUCAGUUACCCAAUAAGCAUUUACAAAAUGCAGCCAAAGGGGUGGGGUCUAUAGUCUGUCUAUCUAUCAAUCUAUCUACGGGGGAGAAGGGGUUAAGCCUAGGUCUAUAAACAUAUUUCAUAGCUGGAAAAGUAUAUCAAAAUUGGAAAAAAAUAUCAAUAAGAAAUAAUGCUUCAAAAACUUGGCUCACUUCAAAGCUAUAAGAAUUUGUAAAAUAAUCAAAAAAAAAAAAAAACAAAAAAACGAAAAGCAAAAAAAAAAAACAGAAAACAAAAAACAAAAAAACGAAAAGAAAAACGUAUGAAAUUUUUUUGCAAAAACAAUAAAAUGCUCAUUGUAUGUAAAAUACUUAUAAAACGAUGGGGGAUUCUAAAGCUUAAGAUAUCCCGAAAAAAGAAACGAAAAACAAAAAACUGAGAUGAAAAUCUACUUGUAUAAUAUAAAACCUAUAUAGUAUAUAUAUAUAAACUGAAAAGCUGAUGCCGAGAAAGCAGAAUUAAAUAUAGAAAUCGUAAAUGUUUAGCAGCAAAUUGUUGAGAUAAAGUCUCUGUAUUUUGUUCUGGAUUUUGGGGCUUAAAUCUGAUUUUCUUUUUGUGUGCCACAAAAGCAAAAAGCUCCUCCCCUUAGAGCCGAAUUAUGUUUAUUAAAAAUGCAUUUUUGGCCAAAACCAAAACACAUCUGGUCUCUAUUUGGCCAAUUUCCAAAAGGAAUUUGUUGCUUUUAAUUGAGAGUUUCUAUUUUGUUUGUUUCUUUUUUGGCAACACACACACACACACACACACACCUACGACCAUACACACACAUAUCACAGACACUGAACAAACACAAAAAUACUCGUACCAAACGCUGUACAAAAUUUUCAUAUCAGACACAGACGAACAACAGUCUGGUUUUCGUUUUUUUGGAAUUAAACAUAUCUGAAAUUUAUACAACUCUCACAUGAAUAGUUUUAUAGAGUGGUCUUGUUUAUAUUUAUCAAAUUUUUGCGAUAUAUAUAUUUUUUGGCAGAUAUU
Drosophila miranda is the source of this 3080-nucleotide messenger RNA. It is a transcript of the gene DIP-delta, whose product is annotated as lachesin. Gene Ontology annotation, cellular component: neuron projection. The record is from RefSeq and is a predicted model, not a curated record. The coding region runs from base 614 to 2053 and encodes 479 amino acids. The transcript has 12 exons. Lineage: Eukaryota; Metazoa; Arthropoda; Insecta; Diptera; Drosophilidae.